Molecule: messenger RNA, 1091 nt
Organism: Aspergillus pseudonomiae
Lineage: Eukaryota; Fungi; Ascomycota; Eurotiomycetes; Eurotiales; Aspergillaceae
Product: CVNH domain-containing protein
Exons: 2
Coding region: 499-828 (109 amino acids)
Source: RefSeq, a predicted model, not a curated record
CCCGCAGCCAUGUUCUAUAAAUACUACUGAUAUCAACGCUAACAAAGAGAAAGGGGCACACUGAACAAAAUCAAUCCUUAUUGAACACGUGAGAAACAAGAUGAUAUAUAUUCUGGGCCAAGAUGGCUAUCUUGAGGCUUAUUUUUAGUAAAGACAAUCGUAAACAACCCGGAAAGAGGAAAAGUGAGGGAGGAAAAACAUCCCACUUGGGUGAUACAAUUCCAGUCGUCCUGCAACCACUUGGUCGAUUCUCAUCGUCGCUGACUGCCACGUGUCACGUCUCAGUGGGGUUUGUAUGCAGGAUCCUCGUCUUUCCAGGCAAACACAUUCUUUCAAUUAUAUUAUGCCCCACUAUAGUAGCAGCCAAGCGCCGCAUCACCCCUCGUCGUUACCCCUCCAUCUGAAGCGCAGGCUGGGAUAUAAAUUCCUUCAACCCUGACUUUCUCACUCAAACCAUUACUCUCUCACUAAAUAUCUCUCAAAACCAUUACAAUCACCAUGUCUUUCCACGAAUCCUGCGAGCUUAUCCGGAUUGAAGUCCGCGGCGAUGGCACCUGGCUUCUCGCCGCUGCUGGAACCAUGAAUGAAGGGGAACAUAUUCCCGCGGAGCUCAGGCUCGACGAUAGAAUCGGCAACAGCGACGGAUGGUUCGCCUACCCGGGUGAGAAUUUCUCAGAAACCGCCCACGACAUCGAGAUCGAGUUCCGUGAAGAUGGUCCUUGGUUGACCGCCGUGCUGGCCGAGCAGGAUCAGGAAGACAGAGAGCGCCAGGGGAUCAACUUGGCUCAGCAUAUUGGAAACAAUAAUGGCGAGCUCGUGUGGGUUUGAGUUGGCAUUUGCAUUCUCAUCCUGAUUCUGCUUGUGGACGUGGAUGUGUUAUGUAUUUUGAUUUGCAGGAUCAGAAACAGUCAUGUAGUGGAAGGAUAUUUGCCGUUCUCUCUACAAUUCCAAUGGAACAUCCUAGAGUGUAAAUACUGAGGUCUAUUGAGACCUUCUUGAAAGGAAUCUAAUAGGGGGCACGUCGCUAUAAUAAUAACAUUGAUCACAUGAUGAGUACCAAUCUUUCCGCCUGCUGAUGUUCAGGAACCAAG